AUGAGAUCCCUCCUACAGCUCGGCAAGGUCACCGCGCUGCUUGCCUCCUUUGGAGGCGCUGUGCUUGCGCAGACUGACAACCUGGGUCUUGGGAAUGGCUUUAUCGACGUUGAUAUUGGCAACUUCAAGGCUCGCAUUGCGCGAGAUGCCCAAGUCCUGACCUCGCUAUCACCAGCGGGUGAUUCUUUUGACUUUUUGCCCUCAGACCUUCUCGAAGUUCGCGCUCGGAAUGGUCAAUAUCAUUGGGGUGACAUCACCUUUCGUUAUCGCAAGGAGAAGGAUACAGAAUGGAUCGACGGUGACUCUUCACAGAAGCGUCAGCCCGUCAAGAAGACCACAGCCGGAAAAGGUGUUCUCGCCGCUUCAGAUAUGAGCCCUACCUUGCCGACUGGUCCGUUGAGUAUUGUCCGAGAAUGGCUCGACGUAUCUGGAGACCUGGGUCUUCAGUUCACUAUCAAGAACACGGGCAAAGAUUCCAUCGAGAUUGGCAGUCUUGGAUUCCCUGCUGAGUUCAACAGCAUCUUCAGCAACAGAAAGGCCACCGAGAUGCAAGCUCAUUGCUCCCUUUCUGAUCCGUACAUUGGUAUGGAUGCUGGCCAAAUCCGUGUCGCACCAGUGAAGGGUACUGGGAAGGGUCUUGUGGUCACACCCUUGACCGGCACAUCAUCGCCUCUGGAGGCAUACCGAAACCUGGUCGAGGCUAACAUCGAGCCCACUUACUACGGAAGUCAGACUUUUGAGGGCUUCUACGAGUGGCAAGUCCUCACCAAGGCUUGGGCAGAGACAAAGUGGAAGUCACAAGAGCCUUGGAACCCACCUUCAUCCAAGGUCUUGAAGGCUGGUCAGUCGCUCAAGGUCGGCGUCCGAUUCACAGUUUCGGACUCGAUCCGAGACUUUGACAAGGCUGUUCGGAAGACGGGAACCCCUGUUGCUGUCGGCAUUCCUGGAUUCAUCAUUGCCCAAGAUCUGCCAGCCCAACUCGUGCUUCAGAGCGAUAGUGCUGUGUCGUCUGUCACUGUCUCACCUAACGGUGCUCUUCAAGUCAAGGAGGACGGCAAGGGACGAUACACUCUUAGCCCAGCUUCCUCGACUUGGGGUCGCGUGCGAGUGACAAUCAAGUACAAGGAUGGAAAGACUCAAACGGUCCACUACUUUGUCACCAAGCCCACAACCGAGGCGCUGAGUGACAUGGGAAGCUUUCUCACCACCAAGGCUUGGUUCAACGACUCUUCCGAUCCCUUCAAGCGAUCUCCUUCUGUCAUGACUUAUGACUAUGAGAAGGGUGCUAUCGUCGAUCAGGACGCCCGAGCUUGGGUUGCUGGACUCAGCGAUGAGGGUGGCACUGGCGCAUACGUCGCGGCUUUGAUGAAGCAGGUCGUUCAGCCCAACGCCGAGGAAAUCGCCAAGCUAGAUGAUUUUGUGCAAACUGUCAUCUGGGGUGGAAUUCAGAACAAGGACUAUGGUGUUAAGAAGUCCCUAUUCUUCUACGAGCCAUCCUCAGUUCCUGGAUACAGCUACAGCAAGGACAUUGACUGGACAUCUUGGACAUCCUGGAACAAGCAAGCUUCCUCUGUCGUUGACCGUGCAUACAACUACGUGCACGUCACCGCAGCUUACUGGUCCCUGUACCGCGUUGCUCGAGCGUAUCCAGAUCUCGCAUCCAAGGACUGGGACUGGUACUUGACCCAGGCUCAGAAGUCUAUCAUCCGUAUGACCAAGAGCGAUGUUUGGUACGGAGAUGUCGGUUUGAUGGGUGAGACAGUUUUUGGAGAAGUCCUGGUCGACCUGAAGCGUGAAGGCAAAGACGCUCUUGCCAAGGCGUUGGAGGAUGCCAUGCACACGCGAGCCAAGCUCUGGGACUCGCAAGAGAUUCCGUAUGGCAGUGAGAUGGCUUGGGAUUCGACUGGCCAGGAGGGAGUUUACUACUGGACUCGCCACUUUGGUAUGACCGACUCGGAGCACAAGACUAUCAACAGUGUUUUGGGAUACAUGCCAAGCGUGCCUCACUGGGGCUGGAACGGUAACGCUCGACGAUACUGGGACUUCAUCUACGGAGGCAAGCUUAGGAGAAUCGAGCGUCAGAUCCACCACUACGGCUCUGGCCUCAACUCCCAAGUCCUCCUCUCUGCCUUCCGCGACGACCCAUCCGAUACCUAUCUCCUCCGCGUCGGAUACGCUGGAUCGAGUGCCCCGAUUUCCAACAUCAACCAAGACGGUUUCCCAAGCGCUGCCUUCCAUUCUUGGCCCGACACCCUCAAGUGGGACGGUAUCACUGGUGACUACGGUGGUGGCUUCAUCGGCACUGCCUUGAACUCGGGAACCUACGUUGUUGAUGACAAGGAUCUUGGUGUUGUUGCCUUUGGAGGUAUUCUAUCCAAGAGCGGCGAUAACGUCACAGUCAAGCCCAAGGACGCUGUUCGUCAGCGAAUCUUCAUCGGACCUCUAAAGGUAUUGAUCACCGUCGAUGUUGGGUCUAUCGAUGAGUUCGCCUACAAUGCUGCCAAGGGUACUGUUGAGGUGACCUUGUCCCAGACAAAGGGAGCGCCUAAGGCUUCAAAGGCUGCUGUUUGGGUAGAGUCUACUGGCAGCGACAAGUGGCAGAUCAAGGCUACAGGAGCCAGUGCGGGUCGUGGAGGGCAGAUUGUUCCUCUGGGCUCUGGAUCUGUUAGCGUUUCGUUUAGCAAGGCAUAG
Messenger RNA from Fusarium keratoplasticum, 2691 nucleotides. RefSeq lists its product as uncharacterized. The record is from RefSeq and is a predicted model, not a curated record. Bases 1 to 2691 code for a protein of 896 amino acids. Lineage: Eukaryota; Fungi; Ascomycota; Sordariomycetes; Hypocreales; Nectriaceae. The transcript has 3 exons.